Molecule: messenger RNA, 951 nt
Organism: Trematosphaeria pertusa
Lineage: Eukaryota; Fungi; Ascomycota; Dothideomycetes; Pleosporales; Trematosphaeriaceae
Product: Isochorismatase hydrolase
Exons: 2
Coding region: 1-951 (316 amino acids)
Source: RefSeq, a predicted model, not a curated record
AUGUCUUCCACCCUCGCCUCCCAACACCGCAAAGCCCUCAUCGGCUCCCCAUCAAACUUCUGGCUCCACCACACCAGCCAUGGCUUCGACCUCACGCACCCCUCCUCCCCCACAGCAUCUACCCUGGAGCCCAAGGUCACCAUACAAACCACAACCUCCCCCAUAACAAUCAGCCCCUCUAAGUCUGCCCUCGUCAUCAUCGACAUGCAAAAUUUCUUCCUCUCCGAGUCCUUCGGACGCAACCGAGGUCCAGGACACGCGGCCUGUGAGCAACUCAUCAAGCACGCUAUCCCCGCUGCGCGCAAAGCUGGCAUGAGGACUAUCUGGCUGAACUGGGGGCUUACGGAGAAAGAUGUAAAGGAGAUGCCGCCGGCGGUGAAGAGGGCGUUUGGGUUUUUCUCUAUCCCGGCAGAAGAGGAGUUUGCGGAGGACUUCAGCGCAGGCGAGAACAGCGUGAGCGUGGACAAGUUUGGGGAUAAUGGGGCUAUGUAUCGAGGUUUGGGAGCUGAAUGCGGAACCGUGGAGCUGGAUGACGGGAAGAAGGUAGACGCAGGACGUCUGCUUAUGCGGGAUACGUGGAACGCGGCACUCUAUCCACCGCUGGCCUCUAUCUACGAGGAGGGCACGAAGCUCCCGCACAACCCAGAUGUCUGGAUCCAUAAGAACCGAAUGAGCGGGAUGUGGGGCUCAAAGACCGACUGCGAAGAGUUCCUCGAGAAAGAGGGAAUCAAGACGCUCUUCUUUACGGGCGUGAACACAGACCAGUGCGUUGGAGGGUCGUUCACGGACUCGUUCAGUAAGGGAUAUGAUUGCAUUUUGCUGAGCGAUGGAUGCGGGACAACGAGUCCGGAGUUCGCGCAGCAAUGCUUUGAGUUUAAUGCUGCGAAAACGUUUGGAUUCUGUACCACUUGUGGAGAGUUUGCGAAGGGUGUCGAGAGUAUGAAGAAGUAA